Carcharodon carcharias (great white shark) is the source of this 3076-nucleotide messenger RNA. RefSeq names its product tyrosine kinase, non-receptor, 1 (gene tnk1). The record is from RefSeq and is a predicted model, not a curated record. Gene Ontology annotation, biological process: protein phosphorylation. NCBI's taxonomy places the organism in Eukaryota, Metazoa, Chordata, Chondrichthyes, Lamniformes, Lamnidae. Bases 243 to 2507 code for a protein of 754 amino acids. Gene Ontology annotation, molecular function: protein tyrosine kinase activity; ATP binding; protein binding. The transcript has 16 exons.
CUGGCCCAACAGGCGUGUCCUCCUGAGGGCCAAGCCGCAGACCAGGUGCUGGGAGCUGGCAGCUUUGUUGAUGCCCAGGAGCCUGUAAUUAAGGCAGGAUGAGCUGACAGCAAAUCGGCAGGAGAGACUGGUUCCGAGGCUUGACUCACCAAAGCUGGAUAGCGUCGUGUAAUCUCUAAAACUGGAGACCGGGGGUGAGAGCAACACAAACUACUUCAGGUAAAUGUAAGGCGGAGCUGGGAAUGAUGUCGCCUGAUGAGGGGACAGAAUGGCUUCUUCAGCUCCUCAGGGAGGUCCAGCUAGAACAGUUCUACCUGAGGAUUCGCGAUGAUCUCAAUGUCACCCGCCUCUCACACUUUGACUUUGUUAAGACUGUUGACCUGGAGCGAAUUGGAAUGGGACGGCCAGGACACAGACGUCUCUUUGAGGCUGUUAAAAGGAGGCGAUUGGGAAGCCGCCCCAAAUCCUGGAUGUCAAAGAUGUUCAGCGCAAGGGCUGGCGAUUAUGAUCACCAGGCAUCGUACGCGGGCGGCACCUCUUCGUCAUCCCCGGAGUCUGAGAUCGCCCCGAAGUGUCUGAUUAACGACAAGGACUUGGCUUUGUAUGAGCGGCUGGGGAAUGGCUCCUUCGGAGUGGUGAGGCGUGGGGAAUGGAGGCUGCCGAACGGCCGCAUUCUGAAUGUGGCUGUGAAGUGUCUGAGGUCAGACAUCUCGAAUGAGACGGACGCCAUGGCCGAUUUCCUACAGGAAGUGAAUGCGAUGUACGCUAUCAACCACCCACACCUCAUCCAGCUGUACGGAGUCAUCCUCAGUCACCCCAUGAAAAUGGUGACGGAGCUGGCACCCUUAGGCUCUGUCUACGACCACCUGAGGGCCAGACACGGUGCGUUCCCCAUCCACUGCCUGUGGCUCUACGCUGUGCAGGUGUGUGAGGGGAUGGAGUACCUGGAGUCCAACCGCUUCAUACACCGAGACCUCGCAGCCCGCAACAUCCUUCUUGCCUCCGAGGAGCUGGUGAAGAUCGCAGACUUCGGCCUGACACGCUCGGUGUCCAACUCCGAUCAUUACGUGAUGCAGGCUCAUCGCAAGAUCCCCUUUGCCUGGUGUGCUCCGGAAAGCCUGAAAUCCGGAACUUUCUCCCACGCGUCUGACGUCUGGAUGUUCGGAGUCGUGUUGUGGGAGCUGUUCUCGUACUGCGAGGAGCCUUGGAUGGGGCUGUACGGCCGAGAGAUUUUAAUGAUGAUCGAUCGGGAAAAGAAGAGACUGGAGAAACCAGUGGACUGUCCCGGGAAUAUUUACAGCCUGGCGCUGCAGUGUUGGUCUGCGGCUCCUGAAGAUCGCCCGAGAUUCAGCGCUCUCCAACCACUAAUGAAAGAGGCCCGGCCUGUGGAAGUGAGGGCUGUUCAGGAUUUCAGUGAGGCAGGGAAGCUGAAGAUGCAGAUUAACGAUCACAUCUCAGUUAUUGACGGACGGCCUGAGCUGGUUUUCUGGCGAGGACAGAACAAGCGGACCCUGCAGGUGGGCCUUUUCCCCCCAGGCUGUGUGGCCGCCUGUCUGAACCGCACCGGCCCCCACAUCAGUCCCCCGCUGCGGAGCAGCCUCAUCCACAUCGGACACGGAGACAUCGACCCUCGCCGCUCUUGGGGCUUCCCGGAUAAAAUCAACGAGAAGAUAUGGGGUUCCUCACCAGAGACCCACAACCCAAUCCAGCUGCUGAAGAUGUCGGGGCUCUCCCGAAGUCUGGACUCGAACGUUGACAAGGAGGAGGCAUUGGCUGAGAACCCCCAAGGCCCCGAGCCUACCUCGAAGGCCGCCUCCAAGGAGCGCUCACGUCAGAUCAGCGAGGAGGCCGUGGCUUUCCGGAACGCCAGGGGGCAGGGGAACGCCAGGCCGAGGAGAGGGCCCAGGGAGGGCAGGCGCUGGGCCGCCGAGGCGGAGGACGCCGUGGGCAAGCUGCGGCUGAAGCCCUCCCAGCCCAGGCCCAACUGCUGGUCCGUGGUCUGGCCCCAGCCGGACUUCCAGCCACCAGGCAGCACCCGGCAGGAGCAGGAGGCCGCCGGACGGCUCGGAUUUGAGGCCCAGCCCAGGUCGGCCGCCCCUCAGCAGAGCCACGCCGAGCAGAAGAAGGACUCCAGGGCCUCGAGGCCUAGCGAGCCUCAAGGUAGACCCCGAGGGGCCAGGGGCAAUUAUCUCCACAAGAGCACGGCUGAGGAGACACGAGCAGCUCGGCCAGAGGCAGGGGUCAACCGGCAGGGCAGCGGCCCUAGCCUCCAGGACAAAAUUAACCGUGUACAAGAGGCGGUACAUGGUGUUACCACAGAGGAAUGUCGAGGAGCCUUACAAAUCACCAACUUUGACGUACAGAAGGCGAUCCAACAUUUAAAGGUCCAACUACUUUACGACAUGAGUCAGAAAUCCCAAGAGGAAUGCCAACAUAUCCUGCAGGAUUUCAAAUGGAGCCUGGAGAACGCCAGCCAGUACGUGCUGAGGAAGAAGUUGAAACCCUGACCAUCCCGUAAGGAAUCUAAGGAACUUGGCAGGAACCUGGAUUCAGUGGGUGCAACGGAGACCAGAAUUUUAAGGACAUUUUAUGGGGUGGAUGGUUAUCCAAGUUUGAGCAGCGAUUGUACGGGCGAGCUGAGAGACGCAGUUUUCUUGUAGCAACCUACGUGCUGAUUGGUUGGAUCCUAUGCAAAGACCUUCAGUGUUCGGUAGCGGACUCACGCCAGCUGCAUAGGGGGUAAAUGACCCCCCUCAUCUCCUUUUACCCAACUCCACCAAACUGUUGGAAGUAAGCUUCAGUGGUUUUGGACUCAGUUCCUGUGAUGUGAUCGGUCUGGACUUAUGCGGGGGUAAGAUGAGACAGGAUUGCUACUUGUUCGUAUGACCCAGUCACGUGAUCUAGGAAGUCACCUGAUUCGAAGGGCAAGGCCGUGAACAGAACAGCUUCACUUCUCCAUGGAUUGGAGCAUCUGGAUGCACUGGGAUGGGGAAUAUGAAUUGGGAACGCCCCAUGUCUGGGCCAUGUGUCGAGAACCCUCAUACCCAACUCUCAAUAAAACAUUCCUCCAGCCAAA